Verticillium nonalfalfae is the source of this 579-nucleotide messenger RNA. RefSeq lists its product as uncharacterized. Lineage: Eukaryota; Fungi; Ascomycota; Sordariomycetes; Glomerellales; Plectosphaerellaceae. The transcript has 3 exons. The record is from RefSeq and is a predicted model, not a curated record. Bases 1 to 579 code for a protein of 192 amino acids.
AUGGUUUGUGCACCUCCGGCCACGUCUCUUUAUCCCGAAUUCGGACAAUUUAUCGAUAAAGAGGCCAAGAUAGACCCGCGAUGCCAUAAGUUCCAAAGGUCUCCAGUGGCAUCAGGCCCUGUCGUAUCACUGUUUCUGCCGACUGACCUUCCCAUCCUCACCAUGCGUGUUGACAUGACCGUUCCGGAGAGAUUCGUUCUACCUGAGUUAUUAGAAGAUGAGGGAGAAAUUCAGUUGUGGCCACGCCCGUUGGCGUUGCCUCUACGGCGCUCCUCUCAGAAGCCUCAGGACUCUUCCGAAGCGGCGUUGAAUGCAAAGAUCAAGGGUCUUCGCGACGAGAACGACAAAUUGAAGCAAGAGAUGUACGCAUUGCGCGACAAGCAGCGCAGUAAUCACGGACGCCUGGAAAUCCUGCGCGAGCAGGGAGGUUAUCAACGACAGGCGCUUCGGGAGCAAACCAGGGAGAUAGCGGAGGUCAUCAGCGUAGUGGGGGAGGUCUUUCUCGAGUAUGAAGACUGGGUGCAAAGGUCGAUGGGCUUCGGGGUAUCUUCGCCCCGAAUGGAGCCUCCAAGCAGUUAG